AUGUCGUCUACGCCUGGAUCACCAUCACCCCACAACUCUCCAGCACGACCCGCCAUGUCUGGAUCCGCAACGACAGAGACAGAGCCUCAAGCUCAGAGCCGUAGAGCAAUGGUCGCGGCAGCUGUGUCGGGUCUUCAGCGUUUCAAGCAAUCAUGGCUCAGCAUCAUGUUGCUUAAAGGGGGUAUCGGACUUGGUCAGGUCAUCGUUCUCGUUAUCCUUCUCAUUCUUGCCAACUUCAUCCCCUCCCCUAUCACUGGUCGUCCACAGACUCAGUCGUCUGAGGCUUGCCCUCGACCUCAUCUGCUUCAAGCUUGGAUAGGCGCCAGUCUUGCUCGACUCGUCAUCUGCUGGAGCGCGAGUGUGUGGAUGUGUCUGCGACUGAGGCGAAGAUUGGCAGAUGCGGAGAGACAAUCAGAGUCGGUGGGCGAGGUCGAGGUGAUGAUACCGGCCACUGUCCGGUCGACCCACCGUCUCUCGUCUAAUACUACAGAAACCACGCUCACGCCUUCCCUCACGCACUCGCAAUCCUCUUCAACCGCCGCAUCCUCCUCGUCUGCAACUCUGGCCCAGGUAUGCAGUAGCAACAACAAGACAGAUGACGUUCAAUUGUCCAACACCUCUCCCAGCACUUUGUACGCCUCGCGAAUGGGUCGCGAGUCAGAUUAUUCCCUCGAUCAGCACCUCAAAUACACUACCCAAGAGAAGAAGGAGACUGAAGAGGUCUUGGACACGUACGAAUUGCUGGAGGGGUUCGGAAGGAAACCUCGACGUAUGAGGACAGAGCAGACCCUUCAGGCCGCACCUCAGAUCCCUGUCUCGGCACCUUCCCCAGCCCCAGCCGCUUCUGAAAGCCUUCAAGCCGCGAGAGACCUCGUCGCUGGUCGCGACACGCGCGGCACACAUCACGUCAGUCUCGCGGAUAGACUUGAUACACUGGCCCCUAAUGUUUCAAAACUGAUGGGCGCCCUUUCUGCCAUUCUGUUCAUCCUAGGCAACGUCUUGGUCUUUUACCCCCCUCCCUCGGCCACCAACUCGACUUGCUAUCAUGCUUCGCCUUUGCUGUGGUGGGCGGUCAUGACCGUCACGGGUGUCGGAUGGUUUUUGAUCGCUCAAAUGUUUGUCGUCGUAGUCAUUGUCGGCAUCGGAGGGCAAGCCAUCCUGGUCUUGCUUCGAUCCAUCGGACUUAGCCCUGCUCCUGUUCAAGCGACUCCGCGACCCGCACUACCUCCCGUCCUGACUGCGAAAGAGCUCGAUCAACUCCCACUUUUUGUCUACCUGCCAGCAUCCGCCGCACCGUCUACACCUUUGUCCAGGUCUCAAAGCAGGUUCGCUUCGCCAGCUGCAUCACCCGCUCGAAAAGGUCGCCGAGACAACUCUACACCUCCCGUACCCGAUUCACCCGUCAAAGCCAGUCCAGGUGGUCGGUCUAAAUCACCUUUCGACCUCGAUCGUCUCGCUCAGAAACCCUUGUAUCUCCCCGAAGACAAGUCGACCUGCGCCAUAUGUCAGGAGAAUUACGAGCCUCCGAAAGAAGCCCGCACGAUCAUGCUACAAGGUGACGUCUUGCGUCAACUAAGCUGCAAGCAUGUCUUCCAUUGCAAGUGCAUCGACCAGUGGCUCCUGGGGGGCUCGGGCAAUUGUCCAUUCUGUAAUCGUCCGGCGCGAGCCGGGGACACGUGA
Molecule: messenger RNA, 1680 nt
Organism: Kockovaella imperatae
Lineage: Eukaryota; Fungi; Basidiomycota; Tremellomycetes; Tremellales; Cuniculitremaceae
Exons: 6
Coding region: 1-1680 (559 amino acids)
Source: RefSeq, a predicted model, not a curated record